AUCAGAUUUCACGACAAUGUCGUUUGGACGCGAUUGCGUGGAGUCGGGCGGCGGUGGCGGGGAGUACUACUUCACGGAUGCGCUUGGCACGAAAUGGACCAUCCCAUAUGACCAGGACUCCCUCACAGUCCAGUUUGAUCCGGAGACGCGUCGCGGGUUUGCGUUCCGCCCGUCUGAGGGCGCGGGCUCGUACUGGUAUCUCUCGCUCACGGGCGCGACGGGCAUUGCGUGUCAGCACUUUGGGGCCGAGGACGACGCCGUGCGCUCGUGGUACCUGCGCGACGCGACAGACGGCGGCAACGGCUACUACAGCACGUGGGGCGUGCCGCGCGGGACCAACGUUCCAACCAUGAUCCUGAAGAUGGAAUACGCACACUGCUCCCCAGAUGACGUGAACCAAGGGGUGUGCACCCAUCCCGUGCACCUCGGAAGUUGCUCCUCGUACCGCAUCCUGUGCUUCCCGUAACCGAUGGUGCUGGUGGCCACCUUGUCGCUGCCCUCGUAUGAUCCCAUGCUCACGCCCCACACACCCUCACACACACAUGCGGUGUGCCAUGUUGGAGUUGUUUACUGGAGCUGUCUGACCCAUGGCUCCCACUCGCUCGUUUGAACCGUCCUAGUUGCUCGGGGACACACACGUUGAAGUGCAAUGCAAUGCAAUGGUGCGCGCAAUGCAAAGAUAGACAGCCUGACCGACAGGCUGACAAGAUAGUCACGCAGAUAGACAGACAGACAGACAGACAGACAGAC
Molecule: messenger RNA, 750 nt
Organism: Salpingoeca rosetta
Lineage: Eukaryota; Choanoflagellata; Craspedida; Salpingoecidae
Exons: 6
Coding region: 17-466 (149 amino acids)
Source: RefSeq, a predicted model, not a curated record